UAAAAUCGGUGCAGCGUAAGUCGAAAAUGAAGCAGCUGUUUUUUACAUUUUAAUUUAGUCCAGUUAUGCAACUUAAUAUAAAUUACGAUUGGAAAAAUGUCUCUCUUUCAAAUGAAAUGGUUAAGACGUAUCGUGCGACAUCAUACAAAUCCUAUACCUGAAGUACAAGCAGCUCUGUGGAAACGACGUUUAAGUGUUGCUUAUGCCUUGCUUGCGUGGAAUGCUAUUGGCUUUGUGUGUUAUAUGAUUUACAUUGGACGUGGCGAUUGGGCUCAUUAUUACGGUCUGAAAACGGACCAAGAGAAACAGGAAUCGCAGGCUGUGCAAUUCAGUAAAUAUUUAAAUGUAGAGAAAGGGAAAAUUAUACGUUUUUCAGGGUUUCAAAAAAGAGAAGAGUUGGAAUUUGAUAACCAAAAAAGUGCUAAGUGAACAGAGAUCGAUACAUAAAAUGUUUUGACAAGAUUUUUACCUUUGAAGUAAUAAAGAGUUUUAUAUGCGUAAAUAAGGCUAGUCGACAGCUUUUUUUAUAUUCCUUUAUAACAAAGUGGUGACUUUGUGCCAAGUUUUUGAAAUUGCUUUAAUAACUACGUAGGAAAAAAAAGAUGGAAUUAGUGCGACAACAAUAGAAAAGUGCGUAUAUGUCCCGUAGAAAUUUUUGGAUAUGUCAACAGCCAGACAAAAAA
Molecule: messenger RNA, 683 nt
Organism: Glossina fuscipes
Lineage: Eukaryota; Metazoa; Arthropoda; Insecta; Diptera; Glossinidae
Exons: 1
Coding region: 97-429 (110 amino acids)
Source: RefSeq, a predicted model, not a curated record